CUUUAUUAUCUAUUUUGGCACCACAACGCGUCAAUCAAUUUACUGAUGUUCUUUGUAUGAAGCCGAUGCUCUAGUGGAACAACUGAUAUCUCGUACGGAACUAUUUGGUCAAAUGGAUCCUAGUCCUUGUUUACAAAAUGCUGGUAUGAAUGUGAUCUUGACAACCUGCUUCGCCACUCGUAUCAACUCUGCAGAUGAUCAGCUAUUCAAGGAUAUUAUGGCAUAUGUGCAUGCAAGCAUGAAAAUGGCUGGACCUGAAGGUGAUCUCUGUCAAUUUUUCCCUAUUAUGUCAGUAUUGGAUAUACUUGUGGGGAAGAAACGGAAGUACAGUAAUUUUAUUGCUAAGGUCCGUGAUCCUCUUUUCACCCGAUUGAUUGAUGAAGCUGCUUCAAGUGACAAGGACUCGAUGAUCAAAUCUUUUCUGGCUCUCAAGGAAGAAUAUGGUUUGGAUGACAAGGAUAUCAUUGUAACUAUGUCUGACCUUCUUGGUGCUGGAGCUGAUACUGCUGCUGCCACGUUGUCAUGGAUGAUCGUCAUUUUAUCCCAUCAUCAUGAUGUUCAAGAGAAAAUACAAGCAGAACUCGAUGCCUUUAUCCGAAAACAUAAUCGUCUCUCUACUUUUGAAGAGCGAGAUCAAAUCCCUUACACCAUUGCUGUACAAAAGGAAUGCAUCCGUUACAAGUCCAUCGGCUUCUUUGGCUUUCCUCAUAUGGCAAGUAGAGAUGUGGCGGUUCGUGAUUAUUUUAUUCCCAAAGGUACUAUAUUGUUAGGCAAUGUCAAUGGCAUGCAUAUGAAUCCUAAGGUUUACUCCGAUCCAGAAACAUUCAAACCUGAACGCUUUUUGAAUAACACUCGAACAAUGUCAUCUUCGGCAAAUGGCAAUAUCAAUCAACGUGAUCAUUUCGUAUUUGGAUGGGGAAGACGUCUUUGUCCUGGAAUUCAUUUGGCAGAAGUAGAAAUGUUUCAUAUCUUUGUUCGAAUUCUCGCAAACUCAACUAUCGCAGCUCCUUUGAAUGAUGAUGGCAAGGAAGUAGCUGUUGAUAUGGAUAUAACGGUGAAUAUCGGCCCUCUGAUUUUGCCUCAACCUUAUCAAGUUCGAUUUAUCCCCCGCACUGAUUCCCCUUUAAAAUAGAUAGUUUAUCAUUCAAAUUCAAAUGAAAUAAAGA
Molecule: messenger RNA, 1166 nt
Organism: Halteromyces radiatus
Lineage: Eukaryota; Fungi; Mucoromycota; Mucoromycetes; Mucorales; Cunninghamellaceae
Product: cytochrome P450
Exons: 6
Coding region: 113-1132 (339 amino acids)
Molecular function (GO): heme binding; monooxygenase activity; iron ion binding
Source: RefSeq, a predicted model, not a curated record